This is a messenger RNA of Monomorium pharaonis (pharaoh ant), 1374 nucleotides long. It is a transcript of the gene Tango11, whose product is annotated as transport and Golgi organization protein 11. The coding region runs from base 92 to 760 and encodes 222 amino acids. Lineage: Eukaryota; Metazoa; Arthropoda; Insecta; Hymenoptera; Formicidae. The transcript has 5 exons. The record is from RefSeq and is a predicted model, not a curated record.
ACGAACUUCAGAGAAUUUCCAAAGCAGGUAAAGGUUUUAUGUCUACAUUAGUCUAUAUACGAACUACGUUUUAAAAGAGGUUUCAGCUAUAAUGUCAAAGACGCACAGUCCAUCCCAUUUUAAUGGAGAAAUAGAUAACUUUUAUGAGUCUAUGGACAUUAACACGCGGAUGCAAGUUCCUAAAAGCAUUCGCGUAAAUGGAGAUUAUCCAAACGAGGAAAUUACUAUCACAAACAGAGCUACAUGGAAUCAAAUACCUGGUAUGGAGAAACUUGAAAUGCAUGUGCCAGAUAGGAUUCUUGUUGUUGGACAAGAGCAACAUGUUGGCACCAAGGCACCCCCACCAGAGAUUGUUUUAGAGAAUGCUGUAAUGCGCACUGAGCCUGCUAUAGUUAGAGUACAGACACCUCCGAGAAUUUUGACUUUAGACAAUCACUACUUCCCAGCAGUGGACGAAGAUGAUCCUCUUGAACAUCACAAUGAAGUUGUAAAAUCAAUGGAUGUAGUUCCUAAAACAUAUAAUGCAGAAACACAAAUAACAAGACAAGUCAGAGAACAAACACCCUUUAAUGCUCUUGACGUGUCUCUGCCACCCAGUGAAGAAGUUCAACAUUUGCGCCGCCAAGUAGGUAAAUUAAAUCGGAGAGUGAUGGCACUCGAAUUAGAUAUGCUACAUCGCCAGCAGAGAGACAAGCUUCUCUAUAUCGCGACUAUUGCGUACUUUAUUUUAAAAGCUUUCUCCUGGAUAACUAGAAACUGAAACAAGUUAAUCAAAAAGGGAGAAAGAGAUACCAGAGAUAUUUAUUUCUUUAAAACGAAAAAUGUUAAACCAGCAUCUCGAGCCGCUCUUGCUGUAAGAAAGUAUAACCAAAGACUUUUUAUCACAGCCUCGUACAAUUAACCAUCGAAGGUAAAGGACAAUGCAGACACAAGAGCAUACCUAUGUGAGAGUGUUUCUAUAUCAUACGAUUGAAGAAGGACAGAUUACAAAUGUAACAAUCUUAUUGUAUUAAAAGUAAAUCUCUCUCUUAACUUUAAAAGACAUAUAUGUACUCUUAGAUUUGACAAUAUGUAUAUGUUAUUAAUGUAUAUAUACAGCAUUCGGGAAAUGAAUAAACUGGGUUAAUUUUCACAUAUGAAUAGAUCAAAUGAUAGUCAUCGAGUUGAGUACCUCGAUUUUCUUUCUCAGAUUUAAUGACAAUCUUGAAAAAGAUUUUUUGUGUGAUAUCACAAACUGUUUGUUGUUACAUUAAUUCGAGUAGUAUUUGUUCCUUAGCAAUUGUUUUCUCUUUGUGGCCAUAGCAGUUAGAAUUGUAAUCUUAUCUGAUCAUAUAUUGUGACUAAUAAAGAUCAAUAAAGUUAUUAUUAUUAAAA